AUUUUAAUAUAAUUUUGGAUGAGAGAUGAGAUAGAAUGCCGUAAAGGAAAGACAGAGUGGGGGGCAAAGCUUAGCUUAGGUUAGAUUAGUGCUGCUCGUGAAGAAGCAGGUAAACUGGGAGUAGCAGUGAAGAAGAUCACUAUUAAGGAAGAAAAUUAAAAGCUCAUUUUCUCUCUCCCCCUUAAACACUUGGUAUCAUUCGCAUUCAUUCUUUGCUUCCUCCUUUUAUAUCACGAGAUCCCCAUCUCUCUUUUCUAUCUUUCCUUCGUGUUGUUUUCUUAACGAGCUCUCUCUUCUUUUUCUUCUCGUUUUACAGUAUUAUCGUAGAGAAAAACCAAACUAAACCAGUGUCUGUUUAAUUUAUGAUGUCACAUUCAAAGAAAUUCUUACAAGAUAUAAACUUUGAUUCUUUAACUAACCGAUUCGCUGACUCACUCACCUUCAACGACGACAACAACAAGCCAGAUUUCAAAGAACUCGAUCUGGGUUCACCCGUUUCACCUUUGUUAACCCGUGGAUCAGUUACUAACGCCAAUGGUGUCACCACAUCAACCAGCAGCUCCAUCUCCUCUGGUUCAGCCUCGGCCAAAAGCAAUACCACUCCUCAAUUGCCUAAAAACAAAACAAAAAAUAACUCCGGUGAGCUCUCGGGUCCACCUGGGUCCGGCCCAGCUCCACGUAAUCUGAAACCGGGUCACCGGAGAUCAGUCUCCGCCGGUCCACCAUUAAUCUAUUCUGGUUCGAGUUUCAGUACAGCGAGCAGCAGUGGCAGUAUGUAUAACGGAAAUGGAGCACAUUCAGUUUCUAUAAAUCCCAACGCCGCAAGCGUGCUCCCCAGUGGCAACAUUUGUCCAUCUGGGAAGACCAUUAAAACUGGCAUGGCAUGUCGCGUUUCCAACAGAACUGACACGUUGGGCACGGGCAUGGGAAACUAUGGACACGGCAGCAUAGUGCGUGGUUAUAGCAAUGGCAAUAACAAUAAUAAUAAUAACAACGCGAAAUUAGGUAAUGUCGCGGAUGCAGAGGAGGUGAAGAGGGCGGGAAAUGAGAUGUACAAAAAGGGUAAUUUUGUUGAGGCUUUGAAGUUGUACGAUAAGGCCAUAUCUAUUUCGCCUGAAAACGCCGCCUAUAGGAGUAACCGCGCUGCGGCUUUGACGGCGAUAGGGAGGUUGGGUGAGGCUGUUUCAGAGUGUGAGGAGGCUGUGAGAUUGGACCCUGCUUAUAUGAGAGCUCACCAGAGGCUGGGUUCUCUGUAUCUUAGAUUGGGUCAGGUUGAGAGUGUCAAACAUCACCUCUUUUUCCCUGGGCAACGCCCGGAUCCUGCUGAGUUGCAUAAGUUGCAAUCAUUUGAGAAGCAUCUAAAUCGAUGUGCAGAUGGCAGGAAGAUUGACGAUUGGAAGAGUGUUGUCAGGGAAGCUGAUGCAGCCAUGGCAAUUGGAGUAGACUCCUCUCCUCAGAUUGUUGCUUGCAAAGCUGAGGCCCUGUUGAAACUCCACCGAAUUGAAGAUGCAGAUAUUUGCCUGUCAAACAUACCUAGAUUUGAACAUUAUCCCCCUGCAUCACAAGCCAAGUUCUUUGGUAUGGCUGCAGAAGCUUAUGUACUCUGUGUACAAGCACAGGUCGAGGUGGCACUAGGAAGAUUUGAGAAUGCAGUUUCAGCAGCAGAGAAGGCUGUGCUUAUUGAUAGCAGUGAUUCAGAUAUUGCAACAGUGUUAAAGAAUGUGAAAAUGGUGGUAAUGGCACGUACUCGUGGUAAUGAUCUUUUCAGUUCUGGAAGAUAUGCAGAAGCCUGCUCGGCUUAUGGGGAAGGCCUUAAAUAUGAUAGUUGCAACUCUGUUCUUUAUUGUAAUAGAGCAGUUUGUUGGUCCAAGCUUGGGUUUUAUGAAAAAUCCAUAGAGGACUGCAAUGAAGCCCUAAAAAUACAGCCAAAUUACACAAAAGUUCUUCAUCUCAGGGCUGUCUCAAAUGGAAAGCUUGGGCAGUGGUCAGAAGCUGUCAGAGAUUAUGAGGCUUUGAGGAAAGAACUUCCCGGAGACAAUGAGGUUACUGAAUCUCUGCACCUUGCACAAAUUGCAUUGAGGAAAUCUAGCAGGGAGUUCACAAAUACUAUGAAAUUGGGUGGUGAGGUGGAAGAGGUUUUAAGCCUAGAAAAAUUUAAAGCUGCCAUAUCAUCACCUGGUGUUUCCAUUGUUCAUUUCAAAGUAGAGUCCAGUGAAAAAUGUGAAGAAAUAUCCCCAUUUGUAAAUACACUCUGCAUCCGAUAUCCCUCAGUGCACUUUUUUAAGGUGGAUGUCGAGGAGAGCUUGGCAAUAGCAAAAGCUGAGGGAAUAAGAGCCAUUCCAACUUUUAAGAUUUACAAGAAUGGGGAUAAGCUGAAGGAGAUGAUCUGCCCAAGCCAUCAAAUCUUGGAGGAAUCAGUGAGAAGUUAUAUUCUAUAGAAUACAUAUUCAUUCAUGUUUUGUGAUGGCUCAAGCCCCCACAGCCAACAGUAAUUUUCCAAAGAAUUUAUUUAGCAAUUCAAUAUUCAUACUAGGACUGUCAAUUUUACCUGUAACAUAAUCAGCCUUGCAAUUGUUUCAGGAGUUUUCAAGUCAAUGAAAAUCUCAGUGAGAAAAUAGCUCUUUUAGUUCA
Mangifera indica (mango) is the source of this 2631-nucleotide messenger RNA. Its product is annotated as inactive TPR repeat-containing thioredoxin TTL3-like. Gene Ontology annotation, cellular component: cytoplasm. NCBI's taxonomy places the organism in Eukaryota, Viridiplantae, Streptophyta, Magnoliopsida, Sapindales, Anacardiaceae. Gene Ontology annotation, molecular function: protein binding. The transcript is spliced from 7 exons. The record is from RefSeq and is a predicted model, not a curated record. Bases 363 to 2438 code for a protein of 691 amino acids.